Molecule: messenger RNA, 385 nt
Organism: Lemur catta (Ring-tailed lemur)
Lineage: Eukaryota; Metazoa; Chordata; Mammalia; Primates; Lemuridae
Product: putative ankyrin repeat domain-containing protein 26-like protein
Exons: 4
Coding region: 19-336 (105 amino acids)
Molecular function (GO): protein binding
Source: RefSeq, a predicted model, not a curated record
CAGAAACACCAAAAAAAAAUGACUGCUCUACAUUUGGCCUCUGCCAAGGGCCAUGCAGAAGUGGUGAGACUCCUGGUGAAUAGAAAGUGCCAACUUAACAGGCAUGACAACAAAAGGAGGACAGCUCUGAUAAAGGCCGUCCAAUGCCAGGAGGAGGAAUGUGUGACCGUUCUGCUGAGAGGUGGUGCCGAUCCAAACUUUCAAGAUGUGUAUGGCAACGCUGCUCUUCACUAUGCUGCCUAUCACCAGAACGUACCAAUAGCAGAAAAACUGCUUUCAGGCGGUGCAUAUAUUGACCCAAAAAACAAGACAACUUGUCACCUCUUUGAAACCUAAAGGUUGUUCUUAAGAAUAGCCUCCAGGCCCCGCAUUCCAGUGGAUUAGU